AUGGAUUUCGCGAGCCUAAAGGAGCAGGUCAGCAACCUGACCUUGUACGAUAUCAAGGCGGGUGUCCGCAAGGUCCAAAAUGCUGUCAUGAACUACACGGAGAUGGAGGCGAAGGUCAGGGAAGCUACAAAUAAUGAGCCUUGGGGAGCGUCAUCGACUCUAAUGCAGGAAAUCGCGAACGGAACGCACAACUAUCAAUUGCUGAACGAGAUUAUGCCUAUGAUCUACAGGAGAUUUACGGAGAAGUCAGCGGAAGAAUGGAGACAAAUAUACAAGGCCCUUCAACUCCUUGAAUUCCUGAUCAAGAACGGUUCUGAACGAGUCGUUGAUGAUGCCCGAGCCCACAUUUCUCUCUUGCGGAUGCUCCGCCAAUUCCACUAUAUCGACCACAAUGGCAAGGACCAGGGUAUCAACGUGCGCAAUCGGUCGCAGGAGCUGGUCAAACUGCUGAGCGACGUCGAUCUCAUCCGUGCAGAGAGAAAGAAGGCUCGAGCCAACCGGAACAAGUUCGGUGGUAUCGAGGGCGGCAUGGGCUUUGGCGGCGGCCUCUCCGGCUCCCGCGGCAGAUACGGAGGCUUCGGCAGUGAAAGUUUCGGAGGAUACAGUGGAGGUGUCUACGGUGACGGUGGAGGCUUUGGCGGCAAUACCAACGAUUUCGGGGAUACCGGCAGGCGAAGCAGCCGUUUCGAGGAAUACGAUGAAGAUGAGGAGGACUCCGGUCGGCGGCGAGCAGCCAGCCCAAGCAGGGCCAAGAAGGAGACGAAGGCUCCUGAGCCACCAAAACCGGCGGAAGAAGAUCUCGUUGACUUUGGUGACGACGAGGUCUCUGCCCCAACUUCUUCCACGGCCGCAGGGAAACAGCCCGCUGCUGGUAACGGAUUGGAUAUACUUCAAUCAGGUAACGCAGACGACGAUGAGUUCGACGACUUCCAGUCGGCUGCUCCCCCUGCGUCCACCCAGCCUGCGCCAUCCACCCAGUUCGCAUCUAUCCCUCCUCCUACAUCGACGGCUACAACGACAUCGAGCACUCAGUUCGCUGCUCCAAAGCCCGUUUCUGCAGCUCAGGGUGCAAACUUGAGCGGCCUUGCCAGCUUGACCUCUGCCACACCGACUCCGAGCACGAGCUCGUUUAUGUCCCCGAUAUCCCCUCCUGCGUCUACUUCUUCUUUCGCUCAACCACAGCAGCAACAGCAGCAACAACAACCGCCGAAGCCAACAGGGUAUCAAGCAGCGACCCCGAACUAUUACACCUCCGUCUCCGCCACCCCCAGUCAGCAGCCUCUUUCAUCCGCGAACACGCGACCCGGCCUGCAAUCCACUUCUUCAUUCUCCUCGACGACCUCAUCGUCCGCAGGCAGCAAGCCUGCCGCAUCGAAGUCUGGUGAAGACGUGUUUGGAUCGCUCUGGUCCGCCGCCAGCGCCAGCGCAGGUAUCCAGAAGACGACCAACACGAACAAGGGACCAAACCUGGCCAGCAUGGCCAAGGAAAAGUCCAGCGCCAGCAUAUGGGGCGCUCCUGCAGCCUCCAGCACUACCACAACCACAACCACAACAACUUCCACACCCUCGCCAUCCGUGUCGUCAACUUCAGGAUUUGCUCAGUCACAGUCGCAGCAGCAGAAGCCCAGCAGCGCUGCUGGUGGUUCCUCUGCACUGAAUGACCUGCUGGGUUAG
Molecule: messenger RNA, 1674 nt
Organism: Rasamsonia emersonii CBS 393.64
Lineage: Eukaryota; Fungi; Ascomycota; Eurotiomycetes; Eurotiales; Trichocomaceae
Product: ENTH domain containing protein
Exons: 5
Coding region: 1-1674 (557 amino acids)
Biological process (GO): Golgi to endosome transport; endocytosis
Cellular component (GO): endosome; plasma membrane; clathrin vesicle coat
Molecular function (GO): clathrin binding; phospholipid binding
Source: RefSeq, a predicted model, not a curated record